Molecule: messenger RNA, 354 nt
Organism: Cylindrotheca closterium
Lineage: Eukaryota; Bacillariophyta; Bacillariophyceae; Bacillariales; Bacillariaceae
Source: the annotation of a GenBank genome assembly
AUGUUUCCAAUAAUCCUUGUAUCUGAUGCGGGAUUGGAAUCCGUGAAAAGCUACGACACAAAGCCCAAUUUGCUCACUCAAAGCGAGAUUUGCUUCCAGAAAAGCGGAACUUUGGAAGAAAAAGAAUCAGUGAUCACCAUCAAGCUCAUCCAAGGGAGGUGGACCAUCUGCGACAAGCAAAUUGGGCCGUUUGGCCAAGACAAGCUCUUGCUACAAGAAGCCUCGACGGAUUCGAUGCUCUCCUUUUCACCAGAGCCAAGCAGCUUCUGGAUUGGUAUUUCAGGGCCAUCUACUCCCCCUUAUGUCCUUGGUAUAGAACGAACCAAUAGAGCAGCUCACGCCAGAACCCUAUAA